AUGCAGAGGCAUUGUCGCGCUAUCCUGGAUGAACUUGAGGAAGUAAGUGACUACGUUAAUACAGCUGUGUGCACUGUGGACAAAAUGUCAGCCACCUCAGAUAAGAAGUGUGGCUCCUUCACUCAGUGUUUUCUACCAGUAGCAGUGAGUUGGUUGAUACUGUUGGUAAUCUUGGUCCUUCAUAUCUACUUUACAUCUGUCAUCUCUGAAAACAACAACAAGCUGACUGACCUCAACAACAAACUCAGCUCAGAAAAUGAAAGAUUGAGGAGAGACAAUGAUGAUCAGACAGUCAUCAUUAGAAACCUGACAAAGGAAUAUAAUUACCCAGAAAUCAAGGAACUAACUGCAGAGAACCAACAACUGAAGACACAAAACCAGCAGCUGAAGACACUGAACAACUUAACAGAACAAAUACGAAAAAUAGAGAAUUGUGUUACCCAGCAGAUCAUUGAUGCCUACUGCCCAAUAAAAGAUGGAAACAGACAGUGUAAACCUUGCACGCAGGGCUGGCUGUACCACCGGUCCAGCUGUUAUGGAGUCUAUUACACUGAUAGUGCUGGUCAGAAAACCUGGGAGGAAGCUCAAGAGAACUGCAGAGGAAGGAAUUCAGAAUUGGCUGUAAUAGUUAAUGAAGAUGAAAAGACAUUCAUCAGAGUUAACAGUUGGAAGAAAAAAGGACUUGCUGGCUACUGGAUUGGACUGAGAGCUGAAGCAGGGAAAUGGAAGUGGAUCGAUGGAAGUGAUCUGGCUGAAAAAUCCUGGAUGACACAACCUGCUAACAACAGCUACUGUGCAAUUUCUGUCUAUAACCAAGGAUGGGAAUCAGUGAGCUGUGGAAACAAAAACAGUUGGAUCUGCAAAAAGGCAGCUUUAUCUGUUUAA
Scomber scombrus (Atlantic mackerel) is the source of this 885-nucleotide messenger RNA. Its product is annotated as CD209 antigen-like protein C. The record is from RefSeq and is a predicted model, not a curated record. Bases 1 to 885 code for a protein of 294 amino acids. Lineage: Eukaryota; Metazoa; Chordata; Actinopteri; Scombriformes; Scombridae. The transcript has 7 exons.